UUUAAUGAAAUUUAUUAGCCUGUUUACGAAGUGUGCAUAACGGUAAUUUGUGUCCUGAACAGCAGUGUAUAUGCUGUGAUUUGCGUUAGUUUCAGUAAUGCGACUACGAGACAGAUGGCUCAGAAAAUCCCUGCAUUAGCAUUUUAAUCAUCCGGUGUUAUUGGCAGCGUCGCGUGGAGUUACAUAAGACAAAUCCACUUCGAUAAAAGUAUUGUUGCAGCAUUCUGGACGUCAUACAGGGGUUAUCAGCAGAACCCUUUGGCCUAGCAGAUAGCUGUCAGGACUAUCAGCGUGUCGAAAACAUCCGCGGGGGGUGUAGUGGACGGCCGUAACUCUGAGAGGAGAGACUAGUUAUUACACGUAACGGGACGGCACAGGCGGAGCCACAUUCAGUUGCCCGAGAACUGGUAAGUCAACAGUAGAGUGAAACCCGCAGCAAACAUGAGUGGCGACGCGUCGUUCAUGAACCAGACCCUGGGGCAGGCAGAUCCGGAGCUGUAUGACAUUAUUUGCAACGAGAAAGACCGGCAGCGGGCCGGCUUGGAGAUGAUCGCCUCCGAGAACUUCACUUCGGUGCCCGUGCUGCAGUGCCUCAGCUCGUGCUUGCACAACAAGUACUCGGAGGGCCUGCCCGGACAGAGAUACUAUGGUGGUAAUGAGUUCAUCGAUAAGGUAGAGCUGCUCUGCCAGAAGCGUUCGCUGGAGGCAUAUCGCCUGGACCCGGAGAAGUGGGGCAUUAAUGUCCAGCCUUACUCGGGCUCUCCUGCCAACUUCGCAGUAUACACUGCAAUAGUUGAGCCACAUGGCAGAAUAAUGGGUUUGGAUUUACCUGAUGGUGGCCACCUUACACAUGGCUACAUGACAACUAACAAGAAAAUAUCCGGAACUUCAAUAUUUUUUGAAUCCAUGCCAUACAAAGUAGACCCAGCAACAGGACUGAUUGAUUAUGAUAGGCUGGCAGAGACAGCAAGACUGUUCAAACCAAAACUGAUCAUUGCAGGUAUUAGUUGUUAUUCGCGCUGUCUGGAUUACAAGCGUUUCCGACAAAUUGCUGAUGAAAAUGGAGCAUACCUUAUGGCUGAUAUGGCUCAUGUGUCGGGGUUGGUUGCUGCUGGACUUAUACCAAGUCCAUUUGAGUUCAGUGAUAUUGUCACAACCACCACUCACAAGACACUGAGGGGUCCUAGAGCUGGCAUAAUCUUCUUCAGGAAAGGUAUUCGCAGUGUGGGCAAGAAUGGUGAAAACAUUAUGUAUGACUUGGAAUCGAAAAUUAACCAGGCUGUGUUCCCCGGACUCCAAGGCGGGCCACAUAAUAAUGCUAUUGCAGGUAUUGCAACUGCAAUGAAGCAGGCUACCACACCAGAAUUCAAGAAGUACCAAGAACAGGUUAUAAAAAAUGCAAAAAGACUAAGUGAUCGCUUAAAAUCAGCUGGCUACAAGAUAACAACUGAUGGAACUGACGUUCACUUGGUCUUGGUAGAUCUUCGUUCAGCUGGGCUGACAGGAAGCAAGGCAGAACACAUUCUUGAGGAAAUAUCUAUUGCAUGCAAUAAAAAUACAGUUCCAGGUGACAAAAGUGCCUUCAACCCAAGUGGCAUUCGUCUUGGCACUCCUGCUCUUACCACCAGAGGCCUAGUGGAGAGUGAUAUUGACAAAGUGGUGGAGUUUAUAGACAGAGGACUGAAGCUUGCAAAAGACAUAACCACCAUAUCUGGGCCAAAGAUGGUAGACUUCAAGCGAGUUUUGGCGACAGAUACCAACAUUGUGCCAAAGGUGAAGGCACUACGAGAAGAAGUGGAAACCUUUGCCAGAAAAUUUUCUCUGCCUGGUUACCCAGAUUAUUGAGCUAGUCUGAAACUUAUUCGUGUAAGAAUGAUGCCAUAAUGUAUUCUGAAAAAUGUGGAAUUUACUAAAAACAAAUUGCAUGUGCCA
Molecule: messenger RNA, 1932 nt
Organism: Schistocerca nitens (vagrant locust)
Lineage: Eukaryota; Metazoa; Arthropoda; Insecta; Orthoptera; Acrididae
Gene: Shmt
Product: serine hydroxymethyltransferase
Exons: 9
Coding region: 442-1845 (467 amino acids)
Biological process (GO): protein homotetramerization; purine nucleobase biosynthetic process; L-serine catabolic process
Cellular component (GO): cytosol; nucleus; cytoplasm
Molecular function (GO): cobalt ion binding; serine binding; mRNA regulatory element binding translation repressor activity
Source: RefSeq, a predicted model, not a curated record